Morchella importuna is the source of this 528-nucleotide messenger RNA. RefSeq lists its product as uncharacterized. The record is from RefSeq and is a predicted model, not a curated record. The transcript has 3 exons. Lineage: Eukaryota; Fungi; Ascomycota; Pezizomycetes; Pezizales; Morchellaceae. Bases 1 to 528 code for a protein of 175 amino acids.
AUGUCUGUCCAGCCCGUUGUCAAGAAAUACACCGUCGGCUCUGUCGGAAUUUGGGAGAAGAUUCGCCGAUUUCUCGCAGUCGACCCUGAGCGAUCAUCCGGUAUCCCUCUCAACCAGCACUUCCGUAACCCCGCCCCCGCCUCUGUCCCCGCAUCCGACUACACGGACCCUGUCACCGUUCCCGCGGCUGACAUCGCCGAGAACCCUUACUGGAAGCGUGACACAAGACGCGACUACCCUCAGUUGAGCACUCUCAGGCAGUCAGAUAUCGCAGGCCUUUUGACUGUAGGCUCUGUUGCGAACCCAAGGAUUGGAACUGGCGCAGAGGGCGAGAAACAGCUUGUUACCAUCAAGGAAGACAGUGCAAAAGGGGUUCUUUCAUUGGCAUUUGAGAAGGGCGGCGCGAAAUCUAUCAGUGAGGUCCUUGGAGCCGGCGGAUUGCCGCCGUUGCCUGGGAAUGGUAUGAAGUGGACCAUUGACUCGAGCGAAGGAUAUCCAUCAAAGUACCCUUGCCGAACCCUCAGGUAG